GAUGGGCCGCGGCGGUGGGCGCACGAUCUGCGGGGACUCAUGCCACGCGCGUCCCGGCCCGGCGCGCAAUUAGCAGCCGCCUCCGCAGCCCGCCGCCGCCGCCUUCUCGCCUUCCUGGGCUGCCGCGGCGAGAAGCUGCAGUCCUUGCCUCGCACCGGCUGCCGGCAUUGUCCUCCCGCUCCGCCGCCCAGGCUGCCGCUGCCGCCGUGGGCUGCUGCGGGGCCCCGGACCCGCGCCGCAGGGACGCGCUGCCGCCGCAGGUCGGCCCCCGGUCCCCGCUUGGUGGUUUCCGCGCCUUGCGCUCCUCUGCCAUCCUCUCCUUAGUUUUUCCUGCGAAGCUGAGGACGGGGAGAAGUCCAGCCGCCAAGCCCAGCCUUCCUCCGGCGUGCAGCCCCGACGGGGCCGCGGCUGGCGCGGUAAGAGCGCCGACGGAGCCAUGAGAGAGUACAAAGUGGUGGUGCUGGGCUCGGGCGGCGUGGGCAAGUCCGCGCUCACCGUGCAGUUCGUGACCGGCUCCUUCAUCGAGAAGUACGACCCCACCAUCGAGGACUUCUACCGCAAAGAGAUUGAGGUGGACUCGUCGCCGUCGGUGCUGGAGAUUCUGGACACGGCGGGCACGGAGCAGUUCGCGUCCAUGCGGGACCUGUACAUCAAGAAUGGCCAGGGCUUCAUCCUCGUCUACAGCCUUGUUAACCAGCAGAGCUUCCAGGACAUCAAGCCCAUGCGGGACCAGAUCAUCCGCGUGAAGCGGUACGAGCGCGUGCCCAUGAUCCUGGUGGGCAACAAGGUGGACCUGGAGGGCGAGCGCGAGGUUUCGUUCGGCGAGGGCAAGGCCCUGGCCGAGGAGUGGAGCUGCCCCUUCAUGGAGACGUCGGCCAAAAACAAAGCCUCGGUGGACGAGCUGUUCGCCGAGAUCGUGAGGCAGAUGAACUACGCGGCUCAGCCCAACGGCGACGAGGGCUGCUGCUCGGCCUGCGUGAUCCUCUGAGGCGCCCGCGGCUGCCGCGCGCCGGCCGCGCUCUGCGCACAAAAGCCAAACGCACCCGAUUCUUCUAAAUGUGAUUUCUCUUCUUGCUUUGAGAUUGGAGACGACUUUGCAUCAGCCGGGGUGUCCCGGGAGCCCGGCUGGCCGCCGUGGCCGCGUCCCCUUCCUCUGACCCGUGUCCGAGGGGGUGUCCCGUCAUGACCAUCCGAGACCCGGUGGAAAUGUGGCUCUUUGCAGCAUGUACGUUUCUCAUUGAUUUUGGUUGACGCAUAUUUCCCCAUUGAAGCAGCCGUUGCGGCGCAGUAUGGCAGCUUGACAGCGGCAAGCGAAAGUUUCAGCCUGGAAAAAAAAUGGGGUGGGGGAGGAAGAGGAUGGGGAGAAGGUGGAAAAGGGGGAAUUCUUUUUUUUUUUUUUUCUUUCAACAACCGUUUUUCUAGUUCCAAGUUUUAAAUACACGGAAGGAAGUCCGGGAGAACCAAAUGAAGGAGCAGGAUGAGAGGAAGAAACUUUUGUUUUUUCCUUGUUUUCCAGGAGUAGCUGGAAAUUAAGAUCGGGUUCCUUUUCUGCCAGCUUGGAAGGGUAACCCCGUGACUGCGAUUCUGAGGAUGUCUAUGCAAAGUUGGAUUCUUGUUACAGUAUAUCCAAUCUGAAGUAUUGCACAUCUGAACUGGGACUGUUAACACUGAUGCCAAUACAGUGUGGGGUGCCAGAAAGUGUCUGCUGAUAUUUGUGGAAAAAAAAAAUCUAUUUUGUUUACCUACUGUAUCAAAGGGGAGUCUGGGGGAGAACGGUAGUAUUUUUUUUUUUAAUCAGCUGUGAAAAAAAUGUUACAGAUCUGCACAUU
Messenger RNA from Lagenorhynchus albirostris (white-beaked dolphin), 1829 nucleotides. It is a transcript of the gene RAP2B, whose product is annotated as RAP2B, member of RAS oncogene family. Gene Ontology annotation, biological process: negative regulation of cell migration; Rap protein signal transduction. The record is from RefSeq and is a predicted model, not a curated record. Gene Ontology annotation, molecular function: GTP binding; GTPase activity; GDP binding. The transcript has a single exon. Gene Ontology annotation, cellular component: plasma membrane. The coding region runs from base 437 to 988 and encodes 183 amino acids. NCBI's taxonomy places the organism in Eukaryota, Metazoa, Chordata, Mammalia, Artiodactyla, Delphinidae.